Messenger RNA from Haemonchus placei, 216 nucleotides. The record is from the annotation of a GenBank genome assembly. NCBI's taxonomy places the organism in Eukaryota, Metazoa, Nematoda, Chromadorea, Rhabditida, Trichostrongylidae.
AUGAAUCGUCGAAAAACCGAACCGAAACGAAAGAGCUAUAAGUAUGAAGGACGAGAACGAGCUUCGUCGAUGUUCACGGUGUCAUCGGAUAUUCUGCGUGUGUCUGGCUAUACGCAGCAAUUUCGCACUCUGCUAACGACUCGUUUCUCACCCAGACGUGAAUCGGUGCCGAACGUUCAUCUGAAAACGGAGGAAGACAAGAAGGGUGACUUUUGA